UCUCUCAUUGCAUGCGUCAGGUUCACAUGCACUUGGCCAAAUCCCACAGGGAAAGGCGGAAAAAAACUAGUAGAAGACUGCACCAAUGACCCAAGGGUCGUUGAAAUUGACCAUGAAAGUUCAUGUAUGGUUCUUUUGACUCCCAAAAGAUCGAUGGUGUUUUGGUUGGAAACUGAUGCAUUUCUCACAACCCCGUUUCAUAUGUAUGGAUAUUUAUAGCUUUGGAGUUGUUGUCUUUUGGGAAGUGGAUUAAGUACUUCAACCAUAUAUCUUGGCAUUUUUUGGUUUUUUUGGAGGUUUUCUGAUAUGGGUUUGUGGGGAAAUUGGAAUUGGGGAGGUGGUGUUGCAGUUGAGGAUGUUGACUGCUGUUUUAGGUUUGAUUAAUAAUAUAUAUGUAUGUUUGGCUUUUGGAUUUGAAGAGUAUUCUUGGGUUUCUUUGGGUUUCUGCAUUAGUUUUUGGGAGUUGACAGAGAGAAGAGAAGAGAGGUGUUGAAAUGGGUGCCGCUGUUCAUUUGGGAGUUAUGAAGAUUAGUUUCAGCUUGAUUGUUCAGACAAAUACUGUUUCAUCAUGUUUAAGUUGAUUCAUUGUAAGACCAUUUUGCAGUUUGAGGAAGCUCUUCAUCAUCUCCUCUCUUCUGGUAUACAUAAAGAUGGGCUUCCCACAUCGGACGAAAUUGCUUUUGUCCCUAUUCUCCAUUCUCACACUUUCAGUCUUAAACUUCACACAAAUUUCAGGUUUAUCAGGAAGACAAUUGCUUCAAACAGAGAAUGUCUCAGAACCCAUUAGACACUCAGAUGACACAGUAAGGGUGGACCCUUUAGACCAUUUCAACAAGUACAGAGGAGGCUACGACAUCACAAACAAGCAUUACUGGAGUUCAACCAUAUUUACGGGCGUUCCGGGGUAUGCCAUUGGAGUUGUGUGGCUUCUGUGUGGUGUUGGAUAUGGAGGAUUUCUGCUGGUAACCACCAUCUGGUGUAAAAGGGACAAGAGAAAGCUGAAGAAGAAGAGAUCACCCUGCUACAAGCAGUGUUACCUAUGGCAUAUCCUCCUGGCUUCAUUCUUCACAAUUCUGGCAAUAGUGGCGUCCGGAUUGGUUCUUGGAGGGAAUGCAAAAUUCCAUUCCAGAGCUCGAACGGUGGUGGAUAUCAUCAUGGAAACAGCGAAUAAGGCAUCGGGAACCAUCUAUAACACAACAGGGGCAAUGAGAAACAUAAGACAGAAUUUAGAAACAACUGAUGUAGGUGCUGAAGCUUCUAACUUCCUCACCUCCACAUCAGAUAAACUCGAUGUUGAAGCUGCAGGUAUAGAGAGACAAGCUAGGAAGAAUAGGCGGUUGAUUGACAAGGGCCUGAAGAUAGUGUAUAUAAUAACUACUGUGACCAUUUCCUUGAACCUGGUUGCUGUCAUUGCCCUCUCAGUUUCUGGGUUUCUGAAGUUCAGGAGGGCACUCUACUGGCUCAUUGUGUUCUGCUGGUUCCUAACAUUUCUGUGCUGGUUGUUCUUUGGGAUAUAUUUUUUCCUGGAAAAUUUCUCGAGUGACACAUGCACAGCUCUUGAAGAUUUCCAACAAAAUCCAUACAACAACAGUCUGAGCUCGAUCCUUCCAUGCGAUGAAUUGCUUUCUGCAAAAUCAGUCCUGUCAAACGUUAGUGCAGGAAUAUACGAUCUUGUAAAUGAGGUGAAUACAAACAUAUCAUCCCUACAGCAAACAUCGUCUCUAAACCUCGCUCAUGUCUGCAAUCCUUUCUCAGCACCACCAGAGUACCAAUACCAGGCCGGAAACUGUCCAGCUAAUACAAUUCCAAUAGGCGAAAUUCCUCAGGUAUUGAAGGUAUUUACUUGUUCUGACACCGACAAUGGGACAUGCAACAAUGGAGAAUUCAUCUCCACUAGCCACUUUAAAACAGUGGAAGCUUACACAACUGCAAUCCAGAGCCUACUGAAUGCAUACCCAGGUAUGGAAGAUCUCAUAGAAUGUCAGACAGUUAAGGAUGCUUUUUCAGAGAUCCUUAUUAAACACUGUAAACCAUUGAAGAGAUACAUUCGGAUGGUUUGGGUUGCAAUGGUUUUUUUGUCAGUAAUUAUGGGAGUUUUGGUUCUGGUCUGGACGACACAAGCUCAUCAUGAGCAAAACUAUCAUUCCUCAGAUGGAUCAGUGAAACCCCACAUUCAAGUAGCAAAUAUGCUGGACUCUGGACCAGCUAAAGCAAGUAACAGUAGCUCAGAAAAUACUUCAGUCUAAUAAAUAGCAAUCAGUCAGAUUAUAGAAGGAAGACAUACACACAAGCAAGUUAUAGAAAUUCUGGAAUGAGAUCAAAAUACAAGUUUGUCAAACAAAUUCUGCAAAUUUGAUGCAAGGUACAAGUUUGCACAGGCAAAUACACAAAAAGAUCAAAAUAUAUAGAAGAAUAAAGAGAUGAUAAUAUCUCCAUAGAGAAGAUGAGAUUCGUACUGAGUGACAAAUUCUUUGUACAAGAGAAACAGAUACACAAUUUUUUCCUUCUUUUUUUCUUUAUUUUUUUUUUGUCUAGGACCAACCCCAUAAAGGAAUGUAAGGAGAUUGGUCAAGCAAUAAUAUAUUUGGUUAAAUCAAUUUCAAAUUAGCAACAUGAUAAAUCCAUAAAAGCAGCUUAUGCUUUGUCCA
Vitis vinifera (wine grape) is the source of this 2648-nucleotide messenger RNA. RefSeq lists its product as uncharacterized. Gene Ontology annotation, cellular component: membrane. NCBI's taxonomy places the organism in Eukaryota, Viridiplantae, Streptophyta, Magnoliopsida, Vitales, Vitaceae. The record is from RefSeq and is a predicted model, not a curated record. Bases 651 to 2246 code for a protein of 531 amino acids. The transcript is spliced from 10 exons.